Messenger RNA from Paramacrobiotus metropolitanus, 1869 nucleotides. RefSeq lists its product as uncharacterized. The coding region runs from base 315 to 1391 and encodes 358 amino acids. The transcript has 2 exons. The record is from RefSeq and is a predicted model, not a curated record. Lineage: Eukaryota; Metazoa; Tardigrada; Eutardigrada; Parachela; Macrobiotidae.
CCGGCACCGCAUCGCGCAUCUAAUUGUCUGGUUUCAGUGGGCUCGUAGCCAUACUAAUUUUACCGGGAUUUGCUUUUUGCAUGCACAUUUUUUUUGUGGCAGAUAUAAAUUUAAGUUCAUUAUCACCACCCGCAGCUUCGCUAUCAGUUAUCCGAGGAGGAAUUUAUCGCCCAGGUGAAAGCAACGGUCCAUGAAUCAUGGAGCUGGAUGUGGGCUCCGAACAGUGCCAAGGGAAUCGCAACAGAAUUCCAAGCCAUCAUGAAGUAUCUCCAUAAAACGUACAAGCCCAUGGCCAUGAAAAAUGGGCAAGGGCAAUGGAAAAUAAUAAUGACACCAGUCCAGGCUGGGACACAAUGUUUCAGUGGACACAUUGUCCGUACGAAAGUAUUACGGCAAUUUUCAUUAUGAUGGAGCCAUUAAAGCCAAGCCAUCCCAGAGCCAAGAGCACAGGAUUUGCCGGCGGAUGUACGUGGACAGAGUCUUACGGGCAUAUUUUUCAGCCAAACCCCAAACCGACCGGCGAUAAAUCAGACAAAGACAAGAUAUUUGGCGUUCCGGCUGCCAAAAAUUUAUACCGCAUUCUCCAUUCGGCGUGGGGCAAUCAUGGAGGACAGAAUGACACUUUCGUGUCCUGCAACUGCAUCGAGCAGGACAGACUUGGCGGGACAAGAAUUUCCAAGCAUUUUAAUUUGCGACCGCUGGCCGAAGCGGGCUGCUUGAUGCUAAAUGCCGCGCUGACACGCAGUGAGAAGGAUACUAAUGCGCGCAAUGCUGACGAGCAACCGUGGCACGCUUUUACCCAAGCGCUUUUGUUAAAGCUUAACGAGGACCGUCCCAAUCUGGUCCUGGUCCCUUUGUAUCGGUAUGGUCAAUUUGAUGCGGAGAAGUUGUACACGAGAGGGGUGGUGGUGGCCGCACCUCUGAAACACAUUAGCCGUUAUACGGAUGACGACUGCGACGCAGUUGCACGUGCGCUAAGGAAUUUGCCGCAGACGAUCCAGAGCACCAGCGGACGCCGGGAGGCAGAAGCCAGUGGAGCCGGCAGCGGCCAGGGUACCAGUCGCGCCGAUACCGUGGCACCGAAGGCCUCCACAUCAAAGGGCACCCCUCCAUUGUUCAGGGCAGCGUCAUCAACGCCCAAAUCACUACAAGCGUCGCCCCGGAUAAUGAGAACUGAGUCCGCACCGGUUGCAAGCGCAGCGUCGACGUCGACGCCGCUGAUGCCGAAUGCCCCACUCCUCACGCCCCAAGAGAGAGCACUGCAUACGUCGGUAGUUGAGCCGUUCGGCCGUUUGCGCAUCAAGGACGCACCGGUCGAUACAGAGGAACAGCAGCGUAAUCAUACAAAGACCAGGGACGCUGUGCAGCGUCAUUUAUUUGGGGCUAACUGAGUAAAAUAUGGACUGCUAGAUUUCUAGCUACGCUAGGCGUCACUGCAACGAAAAGGCCGGUGAGCGUUCUUGUGUUUUAUUUUACCUGCGGUACAACGUAAUUGGAAACAAUAUAUCAAAACAUCAGCAUUUUUCGCGUUCUUCGAUUUUGUACAUCAGCGUUCUUCGAUUUUGUACAAGGUUGCUUCCGCAUCGUUGUCUGCUGCAGACUGCAGUGAGUCCAAUAUGGCGAUAAAGCCAUUUCCACUACAUUUUUAUACGCUUUUCCUUGUUUUCAUUAUUGUUUGUAUUAGCGUUUGGUAUUAACUGCUUUCUUAAUUUUUAUUUUUAUAAUUUAAGUUCAUCAUUUCGCAUUCGCUGGUAAGGAGGAUGUGCGGCUCGCCAUUGUAAAAGGAAAUGCUGCUGCUGUGUUCGGCACUUUACCCACUCAAAACAAACUACAGUAACUGGUUGCGCAGAUUUCGUUGUUUGUUUUUUA